UAGACGGCGCUUGGUCUCGUGCUUACAUGCAACCACACAUUUAUAUUCUUUGAGUACACGAGUUGUUCGGGAACCGCUGUGAGUGAGCGUGAUGUUUGAUAAUGAACAUCGGGGGACAAUAUGAAUAUUUUGAUUUUGUCACCAUGCUCAAUCAGAAUUAUGUGGAGAUAACAGCUUCGAAGACAUAAUAUUGUACUGGUUAAUUGAUAAUGUUACCGUCCACUGGAAAAUUUAAAGAAAUCAAUUGCCCGUUUUUUGACAGUGGCCUUUGUGAGCGACCUUACUGCCAUUUUCGGCACGUCAAAAAAGACUCUUCUGAACUUCUUCAGUCACCGGCAAGUGCAGUAAAUACAGUAAACCCAACAUUAUCUUUGGGAGAUAAUGGUGAAAUUCUUCAGCAAUUAGUUUCUGAAGCAGUCAGAAAAGUUCUAGAGCAAACAGAUUUACCUAGUGCCUUAGCACGCCCAAGUGGAUCAAAUGCUGUGGAAAGUGUUUCUCGUAAUUUAGUAACAAAAGUUACAGAAGUUCUAGCACCCCCUCUUGCUGCAUCCACUUCAUCACAACAGACGUACAAUGUACCUUCACCACAACAAAAGGUACCAUCAUAUAAACCAACUCCUAUAUCUGUUCUGAAAAAUCGUCAUAUUCCUAUUCCAUAUUCACCCAGUCUAACCAAAAGUAGUACUGUAUUACGGAAGAGAUCUAGUUCUGAUGAAUCUAGUAUUAUUCAAAAGAAAUUGAAGAACCAAGAACUUGAUGAAAGUGGUAAAUCAUCUGUUACGUUUUCAUCAACGUUAGCCACCAAGGUUUAUGAACCAAGUAAUGUGUCAGGUAUUGAACCAGACAGUGUACUGAAUGUUAGUGAUUCAUCCCAAUACUCUCCAGCUCCUGUAAAGGGGUGGAAAGAUAACGGAUUUAAAUAUACUCCUAGUGCUAUUGAGACCCUUACACAAAACACCUAUGUUCCAUCUAGUAGUAACUCUGCUGAAUUGCCCAUUGCAGAGUAUGAACCCUCAGAAAAGUCAGAGUCAUCUGUGGAACCAACUUAUGAACCUCUUGCUACUAGUGGGUUUGCAGUGGACAAUGCUUCAUAUGAGCCCAGUCUAGUAAGUAAUUCAGAACCUGAAUAUCAACCAUCCUAUUGUGAUAAAACUACCAAAGAGUAUGUUCCAACUGAUAUCUCUAAGUUGGAAGGUUUAGCUAAUGCAGACUUGGAUAUUAGUCCUGAAAUAGACUUACUUCAUGACUUAUUGCAUGGGGAGUUAAUUGGCAGUGAUUCUGAGGAUACAGAGAAGAGAAAGAACAGUGACAGUGAAGACCAAAUUAAGCAUUUAGUGUCCGAUGCAAAAACAUCAUCAGUUGAGAAAUUAAAGAAUGAAGUUGAAAAACACAAAAGUGAAUACAGUAAAAAAAAAUCGGAGAGUGACAGGAAGAAAAGUGAGGAUAGGAAGCGGACUGAAAGUGAUAGGAAAGAGGAUACUAAAAAGGAAAGUGAAACUGAUAAAAGAAGAGACAGUAGCAAAAGAAAAAGUGAUAGCAAAAAAAGUGAAUCUGCCAGUAGCGGUAAGAAAAGGACAGAAAGUGAUAGGAAGAAAGAUGAUGGUGAUAAGAAGAAGAGUGAUAAUAGAAGAAAAAGCGAACAUAAUGAAAAUGAUAAAAAAAGGAGUGAUGAUAAGAAGGUAUCAGCAGAGAGAAAGCAUAGUGAACAUCGUAAAAAAGGUGAAUCUGAUAAGAAAAAGGGGGACACUUUGGGUGAAAAGAAGAAAAGUGAAAAUGAAGUGAAAAAGAGUGAAAGUGACAAGAAAAAAAGUGUAUCUGGGAAAGAUAGUAGCAAUAAAAUUACCUCCAAUACUCAUAAUUCCAAAUUAAGUGUGAAUAGUGAACAAAAAAAUAGUGAAAGGACUUCGUCUAGUAGUCAUUCUGAACACAAACACAGUUCAAGCAAAUCAGUUAGUGAGAAGAAAAACCAUGAAAGUAAAAAACAUAACCACAGUCACAAAAAAGAAGGUCAUAGUAUUAAUAGUCAUCAUAAACAUUCUGAAGAAAAGGUUUCAAAAACUGAAGAAUACUCAAAAUCAAAAACUUUGAAUUCAAAACGUAAAUCUGAUGCUAUUGUUCUGGUGAAUUGGAAGAAAAUGAAGUCAUCACAUAAAGUUUCAAAACCUGAGAACAUCAAAGAGCCUGGGAAUGAAUUUGCAGAUGAAAUUACUCAUGGCAAUUCGGUGUCGGAUAGUGAGGUGAGCGACGCUGACGACAUUCUAAAUAAUGUCACUUUACCUUGUGACAUGUGGGUUAGCAGUUCGGAUGAAGAUGAAGUUACAAAAGAAUGUUAUAGAAUAUUUCAGGAAUAUGAACCGAAUAGUGUUGAAAGGAAACCUAAGCCAACAUACAAGGUUUAUGGGAGAUUCGAAAAAGACAUCCUACAUGCAUGCCGUACCAAGCAGAGUGGUAUAGAACGUGUCUUGAUUGGCAUGAAAGAGGCGAGAAAGAUCGUUUUACGUAUGCGAUUGGAAAGCUGCCCGUCGGUUCCGCAACACGACGAAGAGGAAACUCCAGUACCUGUGAAACGGAGAGUCGCUCACGAAGGUGCCCAGAAUAGCAAAUUAUUGAAACCCCCCGUCCGACGCCCUUCAAAACCGAAUCCAUCUCAGAUUCUUUCAGAACGAUUCCAGAAAGUCCGAGAGAGCCAUGCUCAAGUGCUUGCACAGGCACAGUUGCAAGCACAAAUGCAGACUCAGGCACAAGCGCAGGUGUCCCCUCACUCGCAGAGUGUUCUUGGUAGCCCACCAUCCAUGCACCAGAGGAUAAGUGAUGGAAAAUCUUCCGCAUCUCAAUCUUCCUUUUCAUCUUUGCUUUCCUGUGCUGGGAGAAAACGUAUUGCACAUGUACCCAAUGUGUCCAUAAUGUUGGAUGCCAAACUGAAAAUGCAACAAAAAUUGAAAGAAAAAGCAGAAUCAGCUGAGAAAGGGUUGGGAGCUUCCACAAAGGCCCAAACAGUGCAAAAAGGGGUACAACGUGUUGCUCAUGUUCCAUCUGAGCAAGUGUUGACUCGACCAGUUGUGAAAGGUGUUGGAGGCAAGAUACCUUCCAAUGUCAGGCAGACUUACCUGGACCUCCUGGUGGAUGAGUAUAUUAAAAUCUCUUCUAGUAAUCAAGAGGCCUAUGAAAAGGCAGAAGAAGAAGAGAAAGCUAUUUACUCUCGAAGUACAACACGUGCCGUUUAUACCAGUCAUGUAUCAAAUACAAUCAACAGGCUUCGGAAAGCAGCACAUAAUAACAGCGCAUCAACAUCAAGCAAAGGAGAUGGAAAAAUUGUAAAUAGGACAGUGUCGCAUACUUCCAUGCUAGCUGGGAAAGUGGGCACAAAGGGAUCUUGGAGCAUUGAAAAGCCGAGGAAGCCACCUGCAAGUGUGGUCAAUAAAUCACUCUAUGAAUCAUUAUCACAGUUCAUCAUGGCUGAAGAACAACUAAAGCAGAAUGGUUUUCCCAUGAGCCAUGAUGAGGAGAAAGGUGUUGCAGUGAUUCAUAAUUUCUAUAAAAAGCCAUUUGUUCCUAAGACCCCUUCACAGCGAAUGUGUGCACGGUGCUCCAAGAUCUAUUAUGUAAAUCAGCAGGGGCGUGCUGUCAAAGAAGAACUCUGUGUGUAUCAUUGGGGACGACUCUUCCAGAGCAAAACAAGGGGUGGUUGGGAAGCUAGGUACAAUUGCUGCCAAGGUCAUGGAGAUGCUAUUGGCUGUUCUGUUGGCAACUGUCAUGUUUCGGACAACUUUGACCCUAACAAUCUUCGAGGGUUUGUAAAAACUUUGCCAAAAGAAAAAGCACCACCUGAUGGUGACUAUGGUGUCUAUGCCUUAGAUUGUGAAAUGUGUUACACGACUGUGGGUCUAGAAUUAACAAGGGUCACUGUCAUUGGAAGUGACCUGAGUGUUGUAUAUGAAAGCCUUGUGAAACCUGAAAGCACUAUACUUGAUUAUAAUACUAGGUUUAGUGGCAUCAAAGAAGAAGACCUUGAAAAUGUAACUACAAAUAUUUAUGAGGUGCAAUCUGUUCUCCUUAGUUUUAUAAAUGAUAAGACUAUUCUCGUUGGUCACAGUUUGGAAAGUGACUUCAAGGCUUUAAAGGUAUUUAUUGAUUUUUUCACUGAAUGAAGAGUAUAAAAAAUGCAUGUUGAGUCGGUCACUUUGAGUUUAUUUGAAAUGGCACAAUUUGUUUUGAGAGUCUUGUUUGCAUGCAACACUCACAAAGAGUAUAACU
Messenger RNA from Gryllus bimaculatus (two-spotted cricket), 4254 nucleotides. The record is from the annotation of a GenBank genome assembly. NCBI's taxonomy places the organism in Eukaryota, Metazoa, Arthropoda, Insecta, Orthoptera, Gryllidae.